AUUAUUAACAUUUAUUAACGAUCAAUAAACUUGAUUGCAUUAUGGCCAGCACUAUUAAGGAAGCGUUAUCAGUCGUGAGUGAGGACCAGUCGUUGUUUGAGUGUGCCUACGGAACACCUCACCUGGCCAAGACGGAGAUGACUGCAUCCUCCUCCAAUGACUAUGGACAGACGUCGAAGAUGAGUCCGCGCGUCCCUCAGCAGGACUGGCUGUCUCAACCUCCAGCCAGGGUCACCAUCAAGAUGGAAUGCAACCCCAACCAGGUGAACGGCUCAAGAAACUCUCCUGACGAAUGCAGCGUGGCAAAAGGUGGGAAGAUGGUGGGCAGCCCAGACACGGUGGGCAUGAACUACGGCAGCUACAUGGAGGAGAAGCACAUUCCACCCCCAAACAUGACCACGAACGAGCGCAGAGUGAUCGUCCCCGCAGAUCCUACUCUGUGGAGUACAGACCACGUCCGGCAGUGGCUGGAGUGGGCAGUAAAAGAAUAUAGCCUCCCAGACGUGGACAUCCUAUUGUUCCAGAAUAUCGAUGGCAAGGAGCUAUGCAAGAUGACCAAAGAUGACUUUCAGAGGCUCACCCCGAGCUACAAUGCUGACAUCCUUCUCUCACAUCUCCACUACCUCAGAGAGACUCCCCUUCCACAUUUGACUUCCGAUGAUGUGGAUAAAGCCUUACAAAACUCUCCGCGGUUAAUGCAUGCUAGAAACACAGGGGGUGCAGCUUUUAUUUUUCCAAAUACUUCAGUAUAUCCUGAAGCUACGCAAAGAAUUACAACUAGGCCAGAUUUACCCUAUGAACCACCUAGGAGAUCAGCCUGGACCGGCCAUGGCCAUCCCACACCCCAGUCAAAAGCUGCUCAGCCAUCUCCUUCCACAGUGCCCAAGACUGAAGACCAGCGCCCUCAGUUAGAUCCUUAUCAGAUUCUUGGACCAACAAGUAGCCGCCUUGCAAAUCCAGGGAGCGGACAGAUCCAGCUCUGGCAGUUCCUCCUGGAGCUCCUGUCGGACAGCUCAAACUCCAACUGCAUCACCUGGGAGGGUACCAACGGGGAGUUCAAGAUGACAGACCCCGAUGAAGUUGCUCGGCGUUGGGGAGAACGGAAAAGCAAACCCAAUAUGAACUACGAUAAACUCAGUCGAGCUCUUCGUUACUACUAUGACAAAAACAUCAUGACCAAAGUCCACGGGAAGCGCUAUGCCUAUAAGUUUGACUUCCAUGGAAUCGCCCAGGCCCUCCAGCCCCACCCUCCAGAAUCAUCUCUGUACAAGUACCCCUCAGACCUCCCUUAUAUGGGGUCAUAUCACACUCACCCCCAGAAGAUGAACUUUGUGGCUCCCCACCCUCCAGCUCUACCCGUGACAUCGUCUAGUUUUUUUGCUGCCCCAAACCCCUACUGGAAUUCACCAACUGGAGGUAUAUACCCUAACACUAGGCUCCCCGCCAGCCAUAUGCCUUCUCACCUGGGCACUUACUAUUAAAGACCUG
This is a messenger RNA of Elephantulus edwardii (Cape elephant shrew), 1488 nucleotides long. RefSeq names its product v-ets avian erythroblastosis virus E26 oncogene homolog (gene ERG). Gene Ontology annotation, molecular function: DNA-binding transcription factor activity, RNA polymerase II-specific; sequence-specific DNA binding. The record is from RefSeq and is a predicted model, not a curated record. The transcript has 10 exons. Bases 42 to 1481 code for a protein of 479 amino acids. NCBI's taxonomy places the organism in Eukaryota, Metazoa, Chordata, Mammalia, Macroscelidea, Macroscelididae. Gene Ontology annotation, biological process: cell differentiation; regulation of transcription by RNA polymerase II. Gene Ontology annotation, cellular component: nucleus.